Messenger RNA from Adineta steineri, 1377 nucleotides. The record is from the annotation of a GenBank genome assembly. NCBI's taxonomy places the organism in Eukaryota, Metazoa, Rotifera, Eurotatoria, Adinetida, Adinetidae.
AUGUAUAAACAACUAGCAUUUUUUCGUAAACAUGAAAUAAAUGAAGUGAAAAGGUUCAUCAAACAACAGAAUAAUGCACUUGGUUAUGGAUCUAUUACAAAAUUAUCUCAUUGUCGAUCACCUACACCAUGUCGUGGAUGUCAACAAUUAAUAGAUUUAGGUUCGCCAUGUAUAUAUAUGACACGAUCCGAUGAUUAUACUAAUCUUUGGCAUCCACAAUGUUUUACAUGUACACAAUGCAAAGAAUUUCUGGUUGAUUUAAUGUAUUUUUAUAACGAUGGUCAACUCUAUUGUGAACAACAUCAUGUUGAUUUAUAUAAACCACGAUACACAAAUUGUGAUCAAAUUAUGUUUAGUUUUGAAUGUAUUAAAACAGACGAUCCUAGUUGGAAUCAUUAUUUAUGUUCAAAUUGCAAUGAGCGUUUAAAUGGUGAACGUUAUGUUAUGCGUAACAAUCAAGCAUUUUGUUUAAACGGUUUUGAAACCAUGUAUGUAAACUAUUGUGAUACAUGUUGUGAACAUAUUGAGAUCAAUCAAACACAUAUAACUCGUGAAUCUCAUCAAUGGCAUACAACAGAAACAUGUUUUUGUUGUUAUACCUGUCGUAUUCCUUUAAAUAAUAAUAACAAUAAUGAUUUUUUACAAGAUGAUGGUGCAUUAUUUUGUUCAAAUGAAUGUGCAUCACAAAUUAAUAACCAUCCAAUAGACACGCAAUUAAUUCUACAAAAUAUUAUUCGUCAACAUCCUAAACCACCAGCAUUUGUUCAACAUCAAACAUUAUCUGAUUUUAUUUUGUCAAAAGAACAAAAACGACAAAAUGAUCGUCAUUGUGUAACACUUGAAUUACCACAUUGCUCAACAUCUUCAUUUACAUUGUUACCUUAUUUUACAAAUUGUUUAAGAAGUUUUCAGUCAAAUGGAGUCAUGUCUCUAAUAUCACAUCCAAAAUCAAUAAUAACUCUACAAUUUCCAUGUUCAAGUUCGUUAAAUGAGUUAUCAAGAUUUAUACAAAGACAUUGUGUUCAUUUCGUUAAUGAUGAUAAUCAAGAUGCAAAUGAAACAAAUAUACCUCAUCAAAAAAUAAAAAAAACAACAAAACUAAAUAAAAAAAAUAGUAAAGAAGAACGAAAAAAAGGCGGUAUUUUUGUAGAUAAUAUUUUUUUAAUUUUAUCAAAUGUUCGUCUUAUUGUGAAAUUUUAUAUCAGGCCAUUACUUGUUUUAACACAACGGCGUCUUAUACGAGCAACUGUUGCAAGACCAAUUUAUGCUAAACAUACAUGUUCAGUACGACGAUCACGUCAUUUAAUAUGUACAUUAACAACAUAUUCUGAAAGAAAAGUUACAUGUAAUAUGAAUAAUAUUGAAAAUAAGAAUUAA